Bursaphelenchus okinawaensis is the source of this 1674-nucleotide messenger RNA. The record is from the annotation of a GenBank genome assembly. Lineage: Eukaryota; Metazoa; Nematoda; Chromadorea; Rhabditida; Aphelenchoididae.
AUGGCAGCUGUAGUUGACUUUUACUUUGAUAUCAUUUCCCCAUAUGCGUGCAUUGGAUAUCAGGUACGUGAAAUUAUUUAAUUCUUACAAUUUAUAAUUUAAAAACCUCAAAACACGAAUUUUUAUUUUUGAACAUUUUUUUAAUUUCAGAUAAUGCGCGAAUACGAACAGUACAUGAACGUAGAAGUAAAUUACCGUCCCGUAUCAAUGGCUGCUUUAUUCAAGGUCACUCAAAAUAAGGGUCCGGCUUUAAUUCCAAGAAAGUACUACUAUUUGAAAGACAAAGCACCAAUUAUUUGCAAGUAUUGGAAUGUAGAAAGGGUUACUUUGCCUGAGGUAUGUUUUUUAAGUCAACUUCAUUUUUUGAUAUCAUUUUUAAAAAUAGUACGUGAAAAAUCAUCAAAAGUUUUUAAAAUUUCGGAAUGUUUUUGGACUACGCGAUAGCAAUAGUAUCAAUGGUAAAUUAAAAAUUUCAGCAGAGUACUUAAUAUAAAUGUUAUAGCUAGAUAUUCUUAGAGAAAACUAAUUGUAAGCAUAAGCUACCAACAUGCUUCUAAUUGUAUUACUGAAAGAUAAGCAGUAAAAGAAUAAAAAUAUUUGCGAUGUUGCCUAAUAUCGCUGAUAUAAUUGGAUAGCCUUAGAGAAAUUGAAAAAAAUUGUAUUACGCAACUUUUUCUUAUAUAAUAUUAUUGAUUUAUACAAUAUUUGCCUCGAUGUAAAACGACCCAACAAAUUACUGCGAGUGCUGGGAUUUGGCUACAUUUUUCUGCGGGGGACCAUUUUCUGCAAUUUAUGAGUAUAUAAACCCAAGAACAUUUGUAGAAACAGUCAUUUUUUGCUUAAGCCCAAAUUAAGCCUAAAGCUAAUCCUAGAGCUAAGCCUAGAGCUAAGCCUAAAGUUAAGCCUAGAGCUAAGCCUAAAGCUAAGCCUAGAGCUAAGCCUGAAGCUAAGCCUAAAGCUAAGCCUAGAGCUAAGCCUAAAGUUAAGUCUAAAGCUAAGCCUAAAGCUACGCCUAUAGCUAAGCCGUAAAGACGCCCUAAAGUAGACACGAAAUGUCGGUCCUUUUGGGUUUCUUAUAUUGGGAGAGUACUGUAUAAUUUAAAAAAUAUUUUACUGGUCAUUGCUUACCAGGAAAAUUAUACGGCUAACAAAACUUAAUAAUUUUACCGCAAGACUAAUAAAAACUAAAUAUUAUUACCCAAUACAACUGAAUUUUUAAACACAACUUGGUAUAAAUAAUAUUCCUUACAUUUGUAAAUUUAGUGGUUCGAAGAGACAUCUCCAACAAUUUCCUCGGCGUUGCCAUUACGUGUCAUUUCCUAUAUUCAACAAUAUUAUCCGGAAGACUUUGACAAAACAACUCGUACUUUUUUCAGUCGUAUGUUUACUGAACAUAAAACAAAUCAUGAAGUGAGUGAUGUUGAGCAAGUUUUGAACGAGGUUGGCAUUCCCACAGAAAUUAUGGAGUUGGCACAGUGUGAAGGAAAUCGGAAAAUCUUGAGGGAUAAUGUAAUCGAAGCCAGCCAGAAUAACGCGUUUGGAGUGCCGUAUUUAGUGUUAAAGCAAAUUGGCAAAGAAAAUGAAGUGUUUUUUGGUGUGGAAAGCUUUCCUCUACUGUUUCAUGAACUUGGCGUUCCACAAGUUAAACAUAAAGCUAAUUGGGCUAAAUUGUAA